AGGGCAGAGGUGCAGGAACUCAAUCCAGGAGCCAAGACUGCAGCUGAUGAUAAAACCUCCUCACCUGCUCACACCAGGAGGGAGAUAUGGACGGGAGCAUCUGAGAAAACGCCUUCAGGAAAUAAAAAAAGAGGAACAUUUGUGCUUUAAUUUUUCCUGGAUUCAAUUGAUUCAUUUUUUAAAAAUAUCCAAACGUAGCACAAGGAAAAAAACUGCAACCACUGCAUGAAUGGAGCUGAAUUUUACCACAUUCCUAUGAGAGACACUGACAAAUCUGAUGACCUCUUCGUGUGACUUUUUGUUGGGGAUUUUUUCGUUGUUUUUUUUUUUUUAGCACAUUGAAUUAAAAGCAGCACUGCAGAAAGAAAAAGAGGAGAGACGGGAAGAGAGAGGGUGAGGGAGGGGCAGGGGGAGUGAGAAAGAGAGAGUGUGUGUGAGCCGGUGACACCGACAUGUUCAUGCUCAUUCGAGAGCCGUCCACCGGAGGAGGCGGUGCUGCAGCGAUGAGCGGGACAACUGAGAGGAGUGCAAAACAGGUGCAGGCUGCCAUCAAGAAGAAGGUGGAGAAGCAGAAGAAGCGAACCAACGAGCAGGGAGACGGUCAGCCUGCUGCUCCUCAGCCUCCUCGGCAUCAGAAAGCCAGACAAGUAGCCCAGAUGAUUGCAGCGGAGGCAGAUGAGGACAGCGAGGUGCUGGACGAGCAGCUGGAGGAGAUGAUGGAGGGACCACAGAGGAGGGAGAAGGAAAAAGAGAAGGAGGGGGAGGAGGAGAACGUUGACCUGCUGCCUAUAGUGGACUCUGUGUUUGGACAGGACAGAGAGCUGAGACCAGAGGAGAUUGAAGAGCUCCGUGAGGCAUUUGUGGAGUUUGAUAAGAACAAGAAGGGCUACAUCAGUCACAAAGACCUGGGGGAGUGUAUGAGGACCAUGGGAUACAUGCCUACAGAGAUGGAGCUCAUCGAACUGAGCCAACAGAUCUGUGGAGGUAAAGUUGACUUUGAGGACUUUGUGGAGCUGAUGGGACCCAAGAUGCUGGCGGAGACAGCGGACAUGAUCGGAGUCAAAGAACUGAGAGAUGCAUUCAAAGAGUUUGACUCUAACGGUGAUGGUCAGAUCAGUUUGAUGGAGCUGCGUGAGGCCAUGAAGAAGCUGAUGGGAGAACAAGUGACGAACAAAGAGAUAAAUGAGGUCCUCAGAGACAUCGACCUCAAUGGAGACGGUCAGGUGGACUUCGAGGAGUUUGUGCGAAUGAUGUCCCGCUGACUGGCCCAUAUGUCAAACUGUGGGAUAAAACACUACACUGUAGUGAACUUUCUUCAUUUGCUCUGAAGGUCAUGUGUGUAAAUUCAUAUUUUUGUAUUAAAUAAACAAAAGAAAAAAAACUCUACAACUAAUACAACUUCGCACAUCUGAAUUUGAGGUGAAAUAUAAAGCAUUUGAACCGCUGUGAAACAUAUCAGAAGCUUCACAGUUCACAUUCAUGAUUUUCUGUUUUUCUAGAUGUAUUUUUAUAUAUGAGUGUUUGUUCUCUGAGUGUAAAAUCUUGCUUGUAAAUUGUAUAAAAGUAUUUUUUAAUCAAUAAAAUAUAUAAGAAUUGGA
Amphiprion ocellaris (clown anemonefish) is the source of this 1598-nucleotide messenger RNA. RefSeq names its product calcium binding protein 2b (gene cabp2b). The coding region runs from base 453 to 1262 and encodes 269 amino acids. The transcript is spliced from 7 exons. Gene Ontology annotation, molecular function: calcium ion binding. NCBI's taxonomy places the organism in Eukaryota, Metazoa, Chordata, Actinopteri, Pomacentridae. The record is from RefSeq and is a predicted model, not a curated record.